Molecule: messenger RNA, 5788 nt
Organism: Neoarius graeffei (lesser salmon catfish)
Lineage: Eukaryota; Metazoa; Chordata; Actinopteri; Siluriformes; Ariidae
Exons: 9
Coding region: 138-3080 (980 amino acids)
Molecular function (GO): protein binding; endonuclease activity
Source: RefSeq, a predicted model, not a curated record
GUGUGUGAGGGCUGAGGGAAGAGAGAAAACAACGCCUGCUAGCAGAUGCUUUGCCUCAUGCGGAAUAUAAAGUGCGUUAAUCUAAAGGUCGAAGCAAUUCACGCUGGAAGGACAAAAACAACAGCGCAGAACAAAACAUGAACGAAAAAAGGAGUAAUUUAGCGCCGCUGUUGCACGCGGCGGUGAACGGGACGGAUGUCCGGACGGUGGAGGAUUUACUGCAGAGAGGUGCAGAACCCAACCUGCUGCUCAGUGAAGGCGUGGCCGCGGUGCAUCUGGCUGCAGGGAAGGAAUCAGAAAAAGGACUGCGGUGCCUUAAAGUGCUCCUGCAGAACGGCGCUGAUCCAAACCUCAGGUCUGGUGAGGAUCUGACUCCGUUACACAUCGCUGCGUUAUGGGGUUGUUAUCAGAACCUCAAACUCCUGCUGAAGAACGGAGGAGACCCGAGUCUGAAAGACCAGGAUGGGAAUAAGGCAGUUGAUCUGGCAGAACAGGAGGAAAACAGUAAAUGUGCCAGCAUCCUUCAGGAGUACGAGUCUCACACACCCCAAGCUGAAUAUGAGGAUUUGCCCAAAUUCCAAUACUCGCUCUACUCAGGCCACUUGGUGAGAGACUGCAGCGGGAACCUGACACAGAUGAGUGAUUUCGGAGACGAGCUGCUCAGCAGCACCCGAUAUUCCUCAUUUUACCGUAAAGCAGAAAGUAACGGGCUGCCGAGGGCCAGAGACCCUCACGAGUCCUGGCUCUCCGACAUCUCUGGUUUUACUGCACGUGAUAGUGACGUGUUUAACAGAGAAGAAGUGGGCGGUUCUCUUCCUCCGGUUCUCUCCAGUACUCGCCUGUCAGGGAUGGACUUUAAGAAGAGUACAGAAGUGGUCCAGCCAGCUUGUUUUCUCACAGCAAGCCGGAAAAGCGUCACAUUCAGAGAUUACGAUGAGUAUUUUCCAGAUUUGAACCAAAACAAUGAUGACAUCAGCAACUCCACGGACUCGACGGUCGAUUUCUCGCUGUAUCCCGACUUCUUGCACUCGGAGCGCAUGACUACUGUGCUGCAGAAUCAGGGGAUUGACGUGACGUCUCCAGAUGAUGUAUUUGUCUUCUGCAGAGACGGAAACACCACAGACGAUUUUGAUAAGACUGUAGUGGGAGGGACGGCUCUGGGGGAGGACGACGGAGAUGAUGGAGAAGACGUGUUUGUUGAUAAAGUUGAUUCGCUGAAGUGCGCCGCUCACUCCGCUGCCAGCAGCAGCAGUGGGUCGAGUCAGUACAGCAGCUGCGACAGCGAGCCGUACAAGACUACCAUCGAAGCACCUUUAUCUUCUGAAAACAUUGCACCAUCAGAAAAAGAUGGACAGACAAAAGGAAGUCUGGACUCUGACAAGAAGGAAGAACUUAAUUUACAGUUGCAAGCAUGCGAUGAAAAAACGAGUGAGCUUUCCUUCACUCCGAGUCCGUUCGUCACAGGCAGGACCCGUUCACGGCUCAGUCGCUGCUCCCAGAGAAACAGCACAUCGUCUUUUUCCUCCUCGUCUCUUUUUGAACAGACGCUCCCUACACCGACGCGAGUGCGCCGCGAUGUUACUCAAUCAGACAAACGUAAACAGAGACGUCCCUCUGAAGAAGACAAAGGAGCAUAUCUCGAUUCCCAAAUGGCCAAUCUCUGCGUUUCUUCUCAACUUCAUGGAAGCCAAGCAGAUACUCUGAUUAUCUCUGGAAGCAUGGCAGAUACCAUCAUCAUUCCGAGAGGUGCCACUGAGGAUGCUUUAGAAGGUGGAACAUCAUCAUCAUUAUCAUUAUGCCACCAAGAGGAGGAUGUGUUCACUGAAGACGAGGAGUUUUUAACUUCAGACGUUUCCACAUCAAAUGCAGAAAUACACAGAAACACCAAUUCUCAAGAGUCCAGCUCAGAGUCAGGUUCCAGCUUGAGUGAAAUCCUCGAGGUUCCAUCCACCGGCUGCACGCCGAGGUACAGCAUGAGCCGAAUCUGCAACCGUUCCCAAACUCAGUCACUCGCAAACCUGUCCUACACCCCCGGAGGACGUCCUCUCAUCACUGACGUGGACGAACCGGUGGAGUAUCUUUACACUGAUACUGAGGAGGGGCAUGAGCUGAUCGAGACGCACGUCCCUCCAACGUCCAACACGUCUCUAAGCUCCUCUGUCAGCGAGGAGACCGUUAUUUACGACUGGCGCUCGUUACAGGCUGCAGCCAAAAGUCCAGAGAAGGGAAAAGAAAACCGCAGUCCUAACGAAGUGAUGGAGAGCGCGAAUAUCUCUGAGACGGAAGGGUUAACAGACCGAGAGCUCAGGCGCAAACUCGUCGAACUGGGAGAGGAACCCGGACCCAUCAACAGAAACACGCGCCGUCUGUACGUUCAGAAAUUACGAACACUGCAGAAGGAACGUGUUGCUGAGAAAUCAGCGCAGGAUGAACAGAACACAAUCGCCGUUACAGGUUACAGUCCGGAGAUGAAUAAAGUGUUGUGUUCGUUCAACCUGCCUGACUGUAAAGCUGAUGAGUUUGCGCUGUGUGAGCAGUUCGAUCAGCCUGAUCAAAAUAAACGCUGGCGUGAAGGUGUCAUAAAGUCCAGCUUUAACUACCUGUUACUUGACCCCAGAGUGUCGAAGAAUCUUCCAUACCGCAGUCAGUGGAUGACUCCCCACGAGUGUUUCCAGACUUUCAUCAGCUCCAUUUUCUACGUGGGAAAAGGCAAACGCUCUCGACCGUACAGCCACCUGUAUGAAGCUCUGGAGUAUUUCAAAGGAGACAAAUCAUCCAGGAAACUCUGCUCGAAGGUGCAGCACAUCCUGCAGGUGUGGAACUGUGGUCACGGUGUUAUCUCGUUGCACUGCUUCCAGAAUGUGAUUCCUGUGGAGGCGUACACACGCGAGGCCUGCAUGGUGGACGCCAUCGGUUUGAAGAUGUUGACCAAUCAGAAGCGAGGGGAUUAUUAUGGGAUGGUCUCCACCUGGCCUGCUAAGAGGCAGCGUGAGCUCGGGAUUCACCUGCUGUACAGAUCCAUGCAGAUUUUCCUGGCUGAGGGAGAGAGACAGCUCCGGCCAGCUGAUAUCAGGCGAUGAUGUCACGCUGUCUGUACGACACUGAGCGUUAGAGAGUCCUUUGGGUUAAAUCAGUCAGAUCCGAAAUCCUGAGCGCACCACGGUUGAUUUUACUCCAUUAGUCAUCAAACACUGUACCUGUUUCUGUACUCGUGCCCUACCCGUACUCCCUAUUCCCAUUAUGUUGACACUUAAUCUAAGCCGUGCAUCGUGGAAUCUCCUCAGGGGUUACAAAAGUUUAAUUUGUAAAUUAUGUUCCAGUAUGAUUUCAGACAUGCUGACGAAAGACAAAAGUAGUGCACUAUAUAAUCACUAAGUCCAUAAAGUGGAUUCUGAUUGGCUGAAAUAAGUACAAACACUAACACGCCUGGGCUGUGUCUCAAAUACUGCACUUUACACACUUAGUUCAAUAUGAGAUCAUAUAUUUAAAUAAUAACCAUCCUGUCUCGAGCUGUUACAGUAAACUAAUCAGCGACUGGGUGGUGUGAUGAAACAGUUACCAUCCAGAAGCUGAUUUUCCUGUCACACCAUGUCCCAAAGAUAUUUAAAAAAAAAACCCACUUUUUUUUAAACCCAUAUUGUUUUAUUUAAUGUUCUGUGAAAUAAGUUAGUUCCCAGUUCGAUUAUAAACAGUCGCUCCCUCACCAGCCUCUUUUCUCUCUAACAUUAGUAAGACAAAAAAACAAAAAAUGCAGUUUGUUACCAAGAAACCACAAAGAAUUGUAAAAUUGUAAUCCUGAAACAGUCGGAAAACUUGAACUUUACCUCUGACUGUUAAAAAGCGCUGACACUAGAGACUCCUUCCAGAAAUGUGAAAAAAUAAAACUCUCCUCACAGAAAACUUCAUAUUAGUGAUUUGAGCAUGUUAACAUAAACCUGUGAGUUGCAGCUGCGCUACUGUCAGAGCUGCAAGUUAUCGACAAUUUAAUCAGCACCUUCUGACCAAUCAGAGUCCAGAAUCCAGCAGCGACAUGCUGUACCAGUGCUUCAUGACUGAUGGAAUAAAAUUAGUCAUUUUAUAGCGCACUCUGUAGCAUUAUAUUUCAAUUAGCGUAUCGUUAAACCCACAACAAUCCGGUUACAGCUCAAGAAACCCUAAAAAAUACUGAGAGUUCCAAAAAUCAUGAUCACAUUGGAACAGGCCACUGAAGUUAACAAUAGGUUAAAAAAAAAAAAGCAUUAAUAUUGUUUACCAAGACCUAGCAAGGACACUUUAUUUUUGGAGGAAAAUGUCUUACAAUUGUGUUACUGUGCUACUGUUUUAUUACUAAUGAAAUAUUAAUGCUAAUGUAAAUGAUUAAUAAUGAAGUUUUGAGAGAUGAUCUGAUAACUGGAAAAAAGGAACCUGCUGUAUGGUGUAAAAAAAAAAAACAAACAAGUUUUAUGUCAAUAAUCUGAACCAUCAUUGGGAAAAACACAAUGAAAUAAGGACUAUUCAUUAAAGACACACACACAGCUGUAGAACUCUUGGUCCUGUAGUCAUUUCAGUAUAGUCAUAGUGUUAGAAAUUGAUGGAAGGAUAUUUACACCACUGGGGUUUUGACUUUUUUUUUUUUUUGCUCAAUGUGAAGACAAACCUAGAUCAAGUAAAUAAAGUCAAACCAAAUUUAGUAUCAUCAGAUUCUUGAAUGGUGAUUGGGAGAAACUGCUGCUCCUCUUCUCCGUGUUCUCAUGGAAGGCGGUCGCAUUUCUCUGCUCUCUGCUCUCCUUUUUUUCCUGCUUGUGCUCUUUGUUUCGUCUCGUCUGCCUAUACUUUUUUUUUUUGAGAGACUCUCUCCGCAUUGAAUUUCUAAACUAAAAAAGCAUGGAUUUGAUAAACUGGUCUCCUAAUGAAAUUGACAGUUUCUGGGUUCGGGGGAACCCACCUGUCCUGCCGGAACGUUUGUGGAGGACAUUGGAGAUAUCUACCUAUUCAGAACCAUGAUUACCAGACUUUUGCUGAUUGGAUUAGGCAUUGUCCUGGUAUAUCGAGGAAAUCGGACAACGGUGACAGCUGUUCAAAGCCCCAUAAAGCUGCCCGAUAUGAUUGAAGCGGUGGGCAAAGCUGUUGGCACUCAGACUGUGGCUAUAGAACUUGAACCACAACAUGGUUGUCAUCUGGAGAUGCUUUCGGCUUUGCAAGGAAUAAGUAUUUCGGAGACCAAAUGGAAUUGAAUUGAACAGAAAUGGACAGAUAUGGACGAAUUGUGUGGACGUGUAAAGACUGCGUCUGUUCGAAAGACCAAACAAUCUCUAUCUUAUCGACAUUCGGCUCCCUGUACAGCACCGGUCUCGAUCAAGGCCGUUGCUGGGACAACAUUUCCCCCAGAAGGUCACUGCUGGAAGACACUCUCGCAUUCUUCGCAUUCCUUCCCCAAUUUCCGCGGUUGCCAUUUUUCACCCCCAGUGUGACAAGCGAGUGCGUGACCAGCGCCGCUUGCAUGGCUGCAGGAGCGGACAGCUGCUUGCUUGCGCUGGGUUACCUCUACCUCCUCCCCUCAAGUCCCAUGUUUUAAAGUGUACUUGUGUUAUUGUCUGCUUGUGCGGAGGUUUUUAAAUGCUCCCACACUGUACUCCUGAUAGGAGCGUGGUGGUGGUGGUGGGGGUCUUUUUUUCCCUCAUCUUUCCUCAUGUUACUACUGUUUCUUUUUCUUUUAUCUCUGUCUUCCUGUCCUGUUACCCCUCUGUAAGGACAGGUUGAUGGUCAAUUUCACUGGUAACAGUGACAAUAAAGGGUUCAUUCAUUCUUA